Molecule: messenger RNA, 256 nt
Organism: Symbiodinium necroappetens
Lineage: Eukaryota; Dinophyceae; Suessiales; Symbiodiniaceae
Source: the annotation of a GenBank genome assembly
AUGUCGCGCUCCAGAUUCGUCAUGCCCUGCUGCUGCAUGCUCCUAGUUGCAGCGGUGCUUGCAUUGGCCGAUGCCUUCGUCGUGCCAUCUUGGCCACACGCAUCCUCGGCGCCCAGCCGCAUCAACAAGAUCGACAGGGCUGAGCCAAUGAUUUCGAGCGAUGCAGGUGCAGUGUUCAUGUCAGUUCUGGCUGGUCUCAUCGUGGGAGUGGCCGUGCCGGCCAGCAGCUUUGCUGCGGAGUCGGCAGCGCCGGCAG